GCAGACGUAGGUGACCUUGGCCGAGUACCGGAACCCCGUUCCUCGGACGCUGCCGUUUACUGGUUCUGCUGGAAUUUCGCAUGUUUCUGCGUGAGAAUGUUGGCUGUAGACUGGAGUCAUUUGGACGAUACUGCUAAGAAAUCGAGGACGCCGCAUGUCACCGACGUCCUGCGCGACGGGAGACCAAGGAAGCAGCAGCGACCACCAAGGCCGGCAGGAAGACGUAUGCGCCCGUUGAGGAUACAAGCGCCAGGGUCUUCGCCGUGAAUUUGCUGGCCCCACACAUGAAGGUAUCGUGAUCGAUGCGACGUCACCGUGACUGAGCGCUGCACGGCGCUGAAAAACCAACAUUGCGAGAGCGUCGGCGGCCGAAGCAUGGUUCGAGUGUGUUCGGUGCCGAGCGAAAACUCCUGGGCCCUGCUCGGAGAAUUGCGCAAUAAUGUUUCGAAAGUGCUGUUUUUUUACAUCUAAAGUACCGAGAUGCGUGACAUUUGCCGUGACGCUACUCACGCUGUUGGACCAAGCCCGCUGUUUGAUCUUCGGAGACAGACCGAUGUCGGCCUGCUACGGGGAACUCGGCUGCCUCAACUUGACGGGCUUUUACGACCCCAAAGUGCGCUUCGUCAACGCCAUGCCAUGGCCGCGAGCGAAGAUUGGCACCCACUUUCAGCUGUACACACGCCGCAAGCCCGAUGUGCCGGACGUCUUCGCAUGGAACGUCACCGCUCACCAGCUGCGCGACUCGGCCUUUGACCCGCGCAUCGAGACCAAGCUGUUCGCCCACGGUUUCCUGCAAGUCGCGAGGGUUCCCGAUUAUCCGAUGAGGGCCGUCAAAGAUGCUCUUCUACAACUGGGGGACUUCAACGUGAUCCUGGUAGACUGGGCGAGCGGCAGCAGGUGCGAAUACGUCCAGGCGACGGCCAAUGUCCGCGUGGUCGGGCUCGAGGUCGCUCGCUUUAUCAGCCUGCUCCAGGAAGCGUUCGGAGUCAGCCCCUACAAGUUUCACAUGUUCGGUCACAGCUUGGGCUCUCAUAUAGCUGGCUACGCCGGACAGAAACUGCAAAGGCUCGGAAGAAUUACAGGUCUUGAUCCUGCCGGGCCAUUCUUCGAGGGCAUGUCUCCUUUAGUACGGCUGGACCCGGGUGACGCCGUUUUUGUUGACGCCAUUCAUACCGACGGAGCACGUUUUAUGAUUCCUCUGCCUAUAGUUGGUUACGGCAUGAUCGAUCCAGUGGCGCACAUCGACUUCUAUCCCAAUGGCGGCGUCACACAGCCCGGGUGCGAAAAGAUCGUCAAGAACUUUUCACUCAAGAAUGGAGUCGUCCAAGGCUUUCGGGACUCGGUGACAUGCCGCCAUGAGCGAGCCAACCAGUUCGUGGCCGAGGCACUGGUGACUGAGGCGAGUCGUGACUUGGGACAGUGCGCGUUCGUCGCCUACGCCUGCGCCAGCUACGACCUGUUCCUGUCAGGAAAAUGCGCCGACUGCGGACCUGACGGGACCGGGUGCGCCAUGAUGGGCCUCUCGUCCAUCAGGUCACGGCCUCGGCAGGGGACCGUGAAGAUGUACAUCCAGACGAACCAGGAGGCCCCUUUCUGCCUGUACCACUAUUACAUAGUUGUGUACGUAGGUCCACUGCCUUCUCCGGUAUCUGGGAAAUUGCGCCUUCAACUGAGGGGGCAAGAAGGACAAGCAACCUUGACGUUGAGUAAAACGCAUGAAUACUUCUCUUCCGGCUCCCGGCUCACGUACCUGUCCACAACUCGGACAAGGGUCGGUGACAUACUGGAAGGUGCGGUAAACCUGCUUUCUACCGGCAACGGUUACAGGGGCGAGCUCGUGAUUCAGAGAGUGGACGUGUCCCUGAUGAAUAACAUCGCCGUGGCCAGGUACAAGAAAAGAGCCGUAAUACCUCUUUUUCCCACAGUGAACAACGGCGCCCAGAUCAUGCUGUCGAGAUGCAACACCUAGUGAGCCGGCGAGGGUGCAAUGCGCAUGCCACAGUGCUGUAAACUAAUUUACACCCUUAAAUGGGAAAUGGGAAGAACGGUGUGAAUCGGCCUACAACUCGCACCCUUACACCCAAAAAAGGGUGUAAGUGCGUGAGGUACACACCGAUUUACACCACUAUUCAAUUUAAGGUUGUAAAUCACAUUACAGUGCACGGGUCGCGAAACGGAAGUUUUCUCAUAAAAGAAAAAGAUUAUGGGUUAAUCUCCUUGCUUUUUAUGGUCUCUCGUGUCCUUUCUUCCCCUCAUUUUUUUUAGAUUUAUAGUCAAUAGUGUUUUAAUUUUCUGCUUACAGCAAGGCGAGUUUGUGAGUGAUGAAUAAAUCAAUUAAUCUUUAUGUUAAUAUUGAAUCAACGUUUAUUAAAGAAUAUGAUCUAAUUCGCAAAGACCUAUCUGACGACUAUGGUCGGCAGCGCCAGGCAACGCGACUUGUGACUCUAUUCGUUCUUUGUUUCUAUAAUUAUUGCACAUGCACAAUCUAUAUAGCUAAUUUAUAACAUAAUUGGUUUUGUUGUAACAACUUAGUACCAUCAUUUCCGACCGUGUUGGUCCUAAUGUCUUUAUUGAAGUGAAAAUUAUUUGUUACGUGCACCUCAACGUCAGAAGACCAUGAAGAAUUAAUAAAAAAUUCCAACUAGAGUAUUUGGCAAUGAAUCGAAGGUUUUUCUUUUUUUUUCUCCUGAUCUCAAAGUGUCGUAAGCAGCAUGUGGCUCUUCAGGCUUCUUUUUAGUGCGCGAACACAAUGGUGUGAAGUAUGGC
This is a messenger RNA of Dermacentor andersoni, 2766 nucleotides long. Its product is annotated as pancreatic triacylglycerol lipase-like. Gene Ontology annotation, biological process: lipid catabolic process. NCBI's taxonomy places the organism in Eukaryota, Metazoa, Arthropoda, Arachnida, Ixodida, Ixodidae. The record is from RefSeq and is a predicted model, not a curated record. Gene Ontology annotation, molecular function: lipase activity.